Molecule: messenger RNA, 1986 nt
Organism: Melampsora larici-populina 98AG31
Lineage: Eukaryota; Fungi; Basidiomycota; Pucciniomycetes; Pucciniales; Melampsoraceae
Exons: 5
Coding region: 1-1986 (661 amino acids)
Source: RefSeq, a predicted model, not a curated record
AUGAAGCUAUUCGCAUACUCGCUUCAACUAGCUUUGGCUAUCAGUCCAACCUUCCCUACAUUGGCCAUGGAUACUUUCUUGAAGCAAAGGGGGAAGCCAAAGAUAGCUGAACCAAGUCAAUUACAAACAGGAAUGGUGGAAAAAACACGCUUUGAUCACCACACCACCACAGGGCCCAUACCGCCACAACAAGAUGAGAUACCUUAUAAAUCUGAAGUCCCUCCAGCUCCAGAAACAAAACAGAACCUCAAAUCUUUUGUUACGCCAGGAUCACUGGCUGCCAAGCAUGGUGUUCGUACUUGGGACCUGGCCACGAGCAGCGAAAUGUACAACUUUGUUCAGAAAGCCCAAAAGCAUAUCUGGAGGCCACCGCCUCCAACAGAUAACUCAUUCACAGCAGAACUUUCGUCGUGGAUUGACACUGUGGAAGAAGCAGUAGGUAUCUUAGGAAGAGAAGAAAUCUCAUUUGUAGACAGGUUUAGGAAUCUAGGACUUCUUACAGAAAUGUUGAGAGUGGUUCCUUUGCAACCGCACGGUAAAGAGAUAUUAAUGAAAGGAUGGCCCGAUCGCCUAAAGUUGGAGCUAAAGGCUACUCAAGUGUAUCUACAAAUCGACGCAGGGUAUGCUGAGCCCAUCGCAAAAUACCUACUGAGAUACGCUUACAAUAAACAUGAGGAGGAGGUAAUGGGGUGGUCUGAUGUCAAUGAGUGUUUUGGUCGGGCAGCACUGAUUGGUGCAUAUCAGAAACGUGUCAUGGAUGAAGCGCCUGGACAAUCCGCAAAGAAUAUUGAUCAGAUUAUUUCCAGAUACUUGAUGGAAGCAAGCCUUCCGCAAGAGAAAGAGGAAAUAGAAAACUUGAUUGUAGAAAUGCGCCUCAAUUUGAGAGGAGUUUCCUUCGAUACUUGGGAAGGAAAAUACUCAAUAGACAUUUUAUCGCAUCUGUUUAAGCAUGCGUCCGCUGUCAAAACCAGGCUACUUGAACUCGAGAAACAAAAGGAAUUUUUGAAAGAUACCAAUUCACCCUAUGCCAAGGUAAUUCUCAAGGCUUUAUCAACAGAACAAAAUGUGUCGCCACUCUUGAAGCAGAAUAUUGGAAAGAUGAUGAAACUCAAAAGCCAACCAUCGGAUGAAUUUUUGGAGUCCAUGGUAAAACAUAUGCAUUCAUCGAUAGAGUCGGGAGAUCGAAAUUCUGCUAUUCUGAUGUACAAAUUAUUGCAAAUUGAAACCCAUUACAAUCCUGGUGUUGAAGAGAAAAUUUACAAACUCUUGUUCGAUGGGAAUCAUGUACCUGAUUAUUUGGUACAAUUGUGGGCACAUAUACAUCCACAAUUGACUGUGGAAAAGAAGAUAUAUUUUCAAAACAAUCAAAUGAAGUUUGAUCAUUACAAGCACUUUGAAUCUGGCCACUACGUCAUGAUGAUUGGAAAAAAUUCAAAGUAUUUUUUAGAUGCCAAGCGACAUAUCUUGGCACUUGAGAUGUCAAAAGUUGAGUGUGAACCUUUCACAAGAUUGUGUGAAAGUCUUAAUUCCUUGACGGUCAAGCCACAUCAAGAUAUCCAGAAAGAUUCAAUUGAAAGAAUUUGCAAGGAGGUCCAAGACUGCAUUGAAUCCAUUGAAGAUGAUGUGCCCAAAAGAUAUGCAAUGUUAAUUGAAACACUUUUGCGAGUUUUGGAAUAUGAACCCCAAAGCAUUGGUCAUCUCCUAGAAUACAUAGAUCAAAAUGAGUCCUUCAGAAAUGGAUUGUACCAAUGUUUAAACCAUAUAAUCAAGCUUGGGCACCUCAAUGAAAAAGCUGCACCACAAAUGCUUGGGUUUGUGACACAAAUGAUAAAGGCCUACAGCAAAAUAUGGCCUGAAGGGUUUCCUAUUGGUAGAAUGAAUGUGUUUUUUGGACUUGAGGAUGAGAAUCCUGCAGACAAGGCCAAGAGAAUAUCAAAAGCAACAGAUGAUCUGAAGACAGUGAUCACAGCAAGUAGAUUCUUUUGA